Molecule: messenger RNA, 812 nt
Organism: Aspergillus heteromorphus CBS 117.55
Lineage: Eukaryota; Fungi; Ascomycota; Eurotiomycetes; Eurotiales; Aspergillaceae
Exons: 1
Coding region: 289-579 (96 amino acids)
Source: RefSeq, a predicted model, not a curated record
CUGCGCCCGCAACUUUAUCGACUCCCAUCAACGUUACUGGACAAUAAGCUCCGGGGCUAUGGCGUCGCGAAUUUUCCCGGGCGAGCGACAGGCUGAGGGGGCCAAGCCGCUGAUUGGAGUAUGAUAAGUAACUUCACGCGCAAGACCAGCCUCUCUGAGACCGGAGUGACUUGACUGGCAGUCAAUAAUCUCAACUCAGUCUCUCUCGGAGUCUCACCUCACUCAGGUCGGUCGCUCGGUCGGUCUGUCUUACGUGGCCGAUGGAUGGAUUGGUUUGCGCGUUUGCAUAUGACCGAUCCUAGGGGCUCGCUGGCUUCCCUGGCUUCCCUGUUCUCAGCAUUAUUGUUUCACUUCGCGCUGAAGUCUAUCGUGGAUUCGCACAAGGACCUGCCUACCCGAGUAAGGGAAGGCGUUUGGGAAAGGGGGCCCACUCUCAUACUUAUCGGACAGUAUGUCAUGCGAACCAUCGCCCCGGAUAAGAUUUGUCAAGCUUUUCGGUGUUCAAGUGUCUAUCUUUGGCUCGCAGCGGAUAAAUUCUCAGCGGGGAAAAGGGAGAGGGGGGAGGGGGGGGGGCAAUAAUGCGGUGUCCCUCUGGCCUCUCGCAGACUGGCAGUAGCUUUCUUUGCCUGGCGCCUAUCACCGACAGUCAAACCCUGCUCGUUACAAGGAUGGUUUCAGGUGCAGGGUUGGGGGUAAAUCAGUGAUGGAUGGUAACGGAGUUAAAGUCCGAGAACAAUCUAUCUACUGACUUACUUACCUGAUUAUCGGCAAAGUCAAGUCGCGACCGGCCAUGUUCCGGCUUAUGUCUGGGC